This is a messenger RNA of Biomphalaria glabrata, 5321 nucleotides long. Its product is annotated as protein naked cuticle homolog 2-like. The transcript has 7 exons. Gene Ontology annotation, biological process: negative regulation of Wnt signaling pathway. Gene Ontology annotation, cellular component: cytoplasm. Gene Ontology annotation, molecular function: calcium ion binding. NCBI's taxonomy places the organism in Eukaryota, Metazoa, Mollusca, Gastropoda, Planorbidae. The record is from RefSeq and is a predicted model, not a curated record. The coding region runs from base 401 to 1969 and encodes 522 amino acids.
UUAAAAGAGCUCGCUGUGUCUGACUACACAGUACGAGGGGUACGUCGAGGGAAAAAAACAACAGAAGUUUGUCGAAGUGCCAAUAAUUUCUCAGCGCUGAGUGGUGGUGGAUUAAAACUCGAGUCUAGCAGACCCAGAGGAAAGAAGAAAAAAAGAAGUUAAGCUUUUGUUGUUUUUGUGUCUUUUUAGUUUUCUUCACUUCUAACAGUGUGUGUGUGUGUUUACUCGCCUAUUACUUGGAUAGUUCGUCGAGUCUAUCUAACGAGCUUAGGACGUUUCUGUGUGUGUUCAGUUUCACGCAGUGUUGUUCUUUGACUUUUGGAAGUAGUUCCACUCACAACACAGACAGUUGGAUACCAUGUGAACAUUCUAUUCAAGUAAUGGAUAACCAAUCUUGACUAUGGGUAAACUGCAGAGUAAACAUGAGUGUUUCUAUGUUAGCACCAACCUAAACAAAACUCUCCAGGACAACAUAUGGAAGGACAAGACUGGAUUUAAUUUGGCCAAUUAUAAUAUGGAUGAGACCCUUUCGGAGUUAUCCAUAUGCCUGGAAGAGAAGAGUGACACCUCACCAUUAAGAGUUGAGCUGCCACCCCAGAAACUAGACACAGUCACUUCCAAGUUAGACCACAUUCGUGAGGGAUGUGAUAAAGUCAACAUAGAGGAGAUCGAGUGCGGCGUCCAGUUGGAAGGCUCUGAGAAUUCCAAGCAGGAAUGGUCAUUCACACUGUAUGACUUUGAUGGACAUGGUAUGAUAACAAAGGAGGAUUUGGCCAGUUUGUUGAAAGCUUUAUAUGAUGCAGUUGGCUCCUCCAUUAAACUUCCUCCCAAUGGAGCCAAAACAUUAAAGCUGCGUCUUUCUGUGGGCCAGGACUGCACUGCAGAGAUCCAGCGAGUCAGCAAUGUGAAAUCCUCAGAGCGAUGCAGGAACACAAACAAGGCACCAAAGAAUAAAGUCAGGGACUUUUCCAAGCUGAACAACUUGAUGAGGACACAAAUUAAAUGCACUAAUGAAAAUCAGGCUCAGGUUUUGGGUCUAGCCACACUGGAGGCAGUGAGCUGCAAGCCUGAGGAGAUAGCUAGAAAGAGUCUAGUGCCUGAUCACCAGGAACUGGCGAGUUUGAUACAUGAAAAUAUGGAAAGAAAUCAAAUUAAACAACUCAGGAGACAUCAUAGUGACAGAAAUGAAGGUCAGCACCACUACAAGAGACGACAUCGCACCACAGCUGCACACUGCCCAGUCAUCACUGCAGGUGCUGCCCUGACUACACUCCCAACAUCCUCAACUGUGAUUGUCCUGGGUGAACAGCAGGAGGACAGGCCCAAAGAGAGUCAGGACAGAAGGAAUUAUUACCUCGACCUCGCUGGGGUGGACAACUCAAAGUUUCAAUACAAUCCCACAGUUCCUGUGGCAGGCUCAGGCUGCGUGAGGACAGGCUCUGGCCAGCAUAGGUCACGGUCACACGACAUUGGCAACUCUGGCAAAUGUGACAAUCGGCAGGUGGGAGCAUUAAACCCAUGCGAUGCUGUCCUGAAUAUCAACUCAGACAAAUGUGAUAAUGUCAAGCGAGAGAGUGAAAGACUUGCUGGUAAACCUGCUAACACUAAAAUAGAUCACCUCAGGUCUAAAUCCUCUGACCCUCAAGAAAUCAACAUUGGAAAAAAAUCUGCUAAACCCUUAGUACAACAAGACCCUCAGGUUACCUCAUUCUCCAUAAACAAACACAACCGGUUUAGACCAGUGAGCCUGCCUGGCCAUGUGCCUGCUACUAUCUCCCCUCACUAUCACAGGCGGCAUCGGCAUAGAGAGAAGGACCAUGACCUUGCCAUGCAGCAGGUGGCUCAGUGGAUAGAGCGAGAGCAUGCUUGGGAUAUGGAUGGUGAGCGUCUGGUGGUUCAGAGACAUGAACACCAUCAUUUUCAUGAGCACCAUCACCACCACCAUUAUCACCACUACCAUGAGGCUUGAGCUUCCUUCUGGGCCAAGAUAUUCAUUAGAAACAGUGUUUUUUUUAAACAGUAUUAUUAUCUACAGUGGGAACCACCACUUACUCUAUCUAGUCCAUGUACCAGCAGUUUAUUUAACACAUUUCCAUAGCGUAGAUAUAAAAGUCAGUAUUUUAGUGAGACUUGUAAUAUUUCUUUGUAGUUUCACUUUUGUCUUCACUGACAACAUUUGAUAUUGGACAAAAUUAUAGUAAUAGACAAAAAAAAAGUCAUGGUCACUGAGCUUAAAAAAGCUUUUUAAAAUGUAUAGAAAUGAGUAUGUCAACAUAACUUACAAAAACAUACAACUAAUCAUGCACUACAUUCUUUUUAUCAAAGUCAUGCUAGUGUUUAUUUUCUUGGAAGCUAAUUCAUCUCCCUUGAAUAUGGAUUGGAAUUGAACUACAAAGGAUAACUCUUGUUCAAGUUCUGAUCAUUUGUUUGUAUCCAGUUCAGUUUUAUAUAAAAAAAAAAAAUAUUUUUAAUGAAAAAUUGCAUUUUCCUCCAUUUUAAUCAUUUUGCCAAAUUAUUGAGGGUAAAGCAUAUCCACAAAUUAAUUUUUCAUUUUAAUGAUACACAAGUUAAGAAUAUCAUGUUUUUAUUUCAUUAUUGGCGCUUUCCUUUAUAAUAUUGAUUCGUAGAUAAAAUUCAACAUGGCCAAUUGUUUACAAUAUUUUCUAGAUAAUUUUUUUUGUGAAAGAUAUAUAUAUAUAUCUGUGUGCUGUGAUUAGUUUAUUUAUUUGAUAGACUCCAUGAACUGGCUAAUACAUGAUAAAUAUCAUUAAUCACAAUUUCUGUUCCAAUAUUUAAAAUUUACUUUGUUUUUGCUCUAAAUAAAAAAAAUGACAAAACAAAAUUGGCUAUGUAAUGUUGAAUUUUGACAUUUUUAUUUUUAAAACAAUUUAAAUUUCUUUAGCUCUAAUGUAGUGAAAAAAAACAGUAUAAAAUCAAGUAAUUAGGUCUAAACAAAUAAAACAAUAUCUGAAAUGUUAUUUCACAUUUUUUUUCUCAAGAAUGAACAGAGGAAAAUAAACAUACCGGGAAACAUUUCAUAACUAAAUUUGUGCUCUAAUCAAUUUAUUAAAUUUUUUUUUAGAAAGUUUUUUUUUUUAGAAAGUCCUAAAUAAUAUCAAAAUGUUGUUAGUUUUAAUUUAAAAAAAAAAAUCAAAAUGUUAUAGAAUAAAUUAAAUUACUUUGCUUAUUGCUAAAAAUCAGCUCCCAUAUUCCUUACAAUUUUAUAGGCUAUCAAACCAUAUCAACAUCAUUUCUUUGUUUCAAGAUUUUUCUUUUAAGGAAACAAAUUAAAUUUGCUAAAUAAAAAUUUUGGUUAUAAAGCAGCCAUAUUUUUUUGUUGUUGUUGUUUUUUAAAUCAAGUAAAAGCUAUUUAUUUAUUUUUCGCUUACUCGUAGAAAAUAAUUCUACAAGAUCAACAUUGAUAUUAAGUAAACAGUUUUGUGCAAAGGGAAAUUUUUCAUACUAAAUUUCUUUGUGAGUCAAUUGAAUGCUGUUCUGAGUGUGUACAAUCUGAUACAGAAUUUAAGUCAUUUUACAAUUAUCAUAAUUCACUUGUUUGCCUUUAGAAUUGACCAAAAUAGGGCUAUAAUUAGUUUCUAAAGUUGUGCCUCUUUAUUAUUUUUUUUUGUAGUAUUAAUAUGUGUUUCUAGAAUUUCUUUCUUUUUGUUGUUUGUUUUAGAUAUUUGUUGCUAAGUCUGUAGCAGACACUAUUGCUUUUUUUUUUUAUCAGUUGAUAUAUUUCUUCUUAGUUCUCUCAAGUAGAGAGUCAGUUUUAUUAUUUAACAGAAUUAUUUGUUAUUGUUAGAGAAACAUGUUUGAUAAUUCCAACACACUCGAGUAAAAUCCUGUGCUUAGAUUGUUGCAAUUGGUCUUAUAGUUCCCUCUUUCUCCAAAGUGUUUGUUCAAUUAUUUUGAGGAUUAAAUAUGGUUGAACUGAUGAUAUUAAUCAGCCAUGGAAGGUUUAUCUACCUCAUGAAUUAACAAAGAUAUAUUCUUGUUACCAAGCUGCCCAUUUAUAUAUAUAUAUAUAUUUUGUCAUAGCCUUCAAUAGAAAAUACACUUGUGGCAUUUUUUUUAUGUUUAUCACCAGGCAAACUACAGGCAUGCUUUUUGAAGAGAAAGGUGUAAAUAGAUGGACAGAUUUUUUAAAUAAUUGCUGAGUUAUUUUUUUCUUUAAGUUUAUGAUUGUGAGCCAUGUGUAUUAACAAUUUGCCAAAUGUGUAAACACUGUAUUAAAAAGGAUCGUUGUAAUAUGCUCAAUGCAAUUUGAUGUCAUCGUUUUAAUAUAACUUAUUAAUAUUUUUUUUGUUAAUCAACAUUUUCAUUAUUGAUAAUCAUGUCUAUAAAAAACUAUAACUGCACACAUGCAAAAUAAAAUAUAUCCACUGAGUUUUAUAUUGAAUUUAUAUAGAAUUAUCUUGGUAUUUAGAUUUUAAAAUUAACAUAAUACCCAUAAAACCUUGAAGCAGCCACCUUGAUAUUUGUGGAGAAAGGAAAAACCAAGGGAAAUCUAAGUAUUGGAAAUAGAAAUAUGUUUGGACUUGUGACUCCCUUAAAAAAUUCAUUUGUGUUAAAUUAACAUAGCCAUUAAUUGUGUUCUAUUAGUAUACUAAAUUUAUUAGAAGUAUAUUGGUAUACUAUACAGUUUAAAAAAAUAUGCAGUUUCAGAAACUUCAAGAUAUAGCCAGUAGUUAAUUUCAAAAUAUAUACAAAUGAUAUUAUUUCAGUAUCAGUCAAUUGCUAAAUGCUCCUACAACAUGAUUAAAUAUUUAGCUUUUUACAUUAUUUCCAGUACAGUUAACCAUAAAGGUGUCUAAAAAUAUAGAGCUCAGUGAAUUAUGUAAUAAUUAUUAUAGCAAAUGCUUUGAUCCUAAUUGUUUUUAUUUUGCUGCAAUUUAGCAAUCUUUAAAAUGCUGGUAAAUUAAUAUUCACUUACUAGUGGGAGAAAUUUUUUUCUAAAAACUCAUUGGUUUUUGCUUUCUAGAAUUACUGUUUUGUCAAAACGUUUAAAAAAGGGAAAUAAAUCAUUUUCCAAAUAUUUCAUAUUGUAAUUCUCUCAUGAGAAACAUUUUCAUUUAGGUUCACAGUUAUUUUCCCUUUGUAUUGACAUUAUUUAAUUCCAAUGUUUCCCCAGUUUGUCUUUUUAGUGUCCUAUUCUCCACUUAAUUCUGGCAUUUAGUUUUUAACAAAUCAAAGUGUCCAAUUGUUGGGGUUGACAUUUCCACUGUACUUAGCACUGUCAUUUAUAAAGGCUUGUGUGUCCCUGUGAUGUCAGGCUAAUGACAUGUGUGACAUCUCAGCAUUAAAGAACUUAAUUAUCA